Dothidotthia symphoricarpi CBS 119687 is the source of this 1416-nucleotide messenger RNA. RefSeq names its product tRNA isopentenyltransferase. Gene Ontology annotation, cellular component: mitochondrion. The record is from RefSeq and is a predicted model, not a curated record. The coding region runs from base 1 to 1416 and encodes 471 amino acids. Gene Ontology annotation, biological process: tRNA modification. Gene Ontology annotation, molecular function: tRNA dimethylallyltransferase activity; ATP binding. The transcript is spliced from 3 exons. NCBI's taxonomy places the organism in Eukaryota, Fungi, Ascomycota, Dothideomycetes, Pleosporales, Dothidotthiaceae.
AUGGCGCAGGCGCCACUCAAACCCUUGAUCGCAAUCGUCGGCGCGACCGGAACUGGCAAGUCAGAUUUGGCAGUGGCAAUAGCGCGCAAAUUCAACGGAGAAGUCGUCAAUGGCGAUGCGAUGCAGCUCUAUCGGGGCUUGCCAAUCAUUACCAACAAGAUCACGCAGGAUGAGAUGAUGGGAAUCCCGCAUCAUCUCCUGGGCUGCAUCAGCCUGGACGAAGAGACCUGGACUGUCGGCAAAUUUGUGGGCGAAGCUCUUGGUGUGAUUGAAGAGAUCAGGAGUCGCGGGAAGCUACCGAUCCUUGUUGGCGGAACCCACUACUACACUCAAUCACUCUUAUUCCAGGAUGCCCUUGCAGAUGAAUCUGCUUUGGAUCUAAAAGAAAAUAGCAGACAUUUCCCAAUCUUGGACGAACCUACGGAGAAGAUUUUGGCAGAAUUGAAAGAAGUGGAUCCAGUCAUGGCGGACCGAUGGCAUCCAAAUGAAAGGCGGAAGAUCCAACGUUCGCUUGAGAUCUACCUCAGAACUGGGAAACCAGCCUCGCAAAUCUAUGACGAACAGCGACGAAGCCGAGAGGUGCCACCUGGACCAGACGGAGCUAUGACCAGCAGCAGCUCGGGCUUACGGUUCCCCACCCUUCUAUUCUGGGUUCAUACGAACAAAGAUGUGUUGUACCCGCGGUUGGAUGCGCGAGUGGAUAAAAUGAUCAACCGGGGCCUUCUCUCUGAAGUACAAGAGCUCACAAACUUCCGUAAAAGCUAUGAAGCUCGUACAGGGACCCUCAUGGAUCAGAGUCGCGGAAUCUGGGUGUCUAUUGGUUACAAAGAGUUUCUAGAUUAUCAGCAAGCUCUCUCCCAGGAUGCACCGGAUCUUGAGAAGACAAGCAUUACAGCUAUCGAGAAGACUCAGGCAGCUACCAGGCAGUAUGCGAGCCGGCAGAUUAAAUGGAUUCGCAUUAAGCUUCUGAACGCGCUGUUUGGCGCAGGCCAAAAGAGCAAGAUAUUUCUUGUCGAUGGCUCUGACCUUGCCCGAUGGAACGAACAAAUUACAAGCCCUGCCACAUCUAUAACUGAACAAUUUCUCUCCGGCCAGCCACUCCCGGAUCCGUGUACGUUGUCGCCGGCCGCUGCUGAGAUGCUCACUCCAAAGCGCGCAUAUGACCUAGGUCAGCGACCAGAUCUGUGGCAAAAGAGGGUUUGCGAGAGUUGCGGGACGGUUGCGGUCACUGAAAAUGACUGGGAACUGCACAUCAAAAGUCGUACACAUAGGAGGGCUGUAGGCGUAAAGAAGAAGCGGGAGAACACCAAAGAAUCGUUGAAACAAGAUCGCACGGCUGUACAACCAGAUUUGGUGGAUGUUUUCGAAUCGUACAUGGAGACUUUCCCACAUGAUGGACAGUCGAAUCAGACUUGA